AUGAGGGGCCCCCCGGGGCCCCCAGGGGCCCCCGAGUUUGUCUACAACGUGGUGCUAAUAGGGUCUGGCCAAGAAGCUGAGCUUGAGCACUUGAUGCCGAUUCUUUGGGGGGACACUCCAGAGACCGUGGAGGGCCGGGGGGCCCCCCAGGGGGGCCCCCAGGGGGGGGGCCCCCAGGGGGGCCCCCAGGGGGCCCCCGACGGGGGCCCCCUGGCCGGGGGGGACCCUGGGGGGCCCCCUUCCUUCUCGCUGCAGCUAAACCCUCCCCAGCUGGGGAGGCCCCCCUGCAGCGGCAGCCCUUGCUGCAGCUUCUGUGGGCCCCGGAAGCCCUGCGGGUCUUCGAAGUGCAUUUACCUGGCCAGUCAGCAGCAGCAGCAGCAGCAGCAGCAGCAGCAGCAGCGGCAGCAGCAGCAGCUUGCUGCGGAGCGCGACCUGGACCGGUUCCUGCUGCAGGCCAGCGGGGGGCCCGCUGCAGACCUAGACCUCGACUACUUUUUCACUUUUCAUGACAAACUUGGAAAAGGUAAUUUCGGAGAAGUCUGGAGGGUUUCUUUGAAGCCCCGCGCGCUGCGGGCCCCGGGCCACCCCCCCCGCAGCUGCUGCAGCAGCAGCAGCAGCAGCAGCAGCAGCAGCAGCAGCAGCAGCAGCCGCAUGGGCGCUGCGAGAGGCAGCAAAAAGGAACAAGACGCGGAGGAGGAAAGGGGGGAGCAGCACGCUCCGCAGUACGCCCUCAAGCUCGUGCCCAGGAAAGAUGAGAAUGUGCCGGAGGCGGAGAUAAUGCGCAGCUACACCCACCCCCGAAUAGUCCCCUUUUUGGGGGUUUUCGGAGGUUUUCAAAUGCUGGAAGACAGAACAAAAAGAAGAACCAAACACAGCAGCCUUUGCUUCCUCAUGCACGUCGCCGACGAGUCCCUCGGUGAGACAGCUAGCUAG
Molecule: messenger RNA, 933 nt
Organism: Eimeria necatrix
Lineage: Eukaryota; Apicomplexa; Conoidasida; Eucoccidiorida; Eimeriidae
Product: Tyrosine kinase-like (TKL) protein, putative
Exons: 4
Coding region: 1-933 (310 amino acids)
Biological process (GO): protein phosphorylation
Molecular function (GO): protein kinase activity; ATP binding
Source: RefSeq, a predicted model, not a curated record